AUGUAGCGCCCUCAACGGUCACGGAUAUUUUACAGCGCCCAUUUUCACUGCUCGAGCGGCGAGGAUGAUUAAAUUUGUUGGCCCAAAAUAUGUUUUUUUUCAAUCGGAUGGUGUAAACUGAGUUGGUUGCCAUGGUAGAGGAGUAUUGCCGUAGCCUGCUCAAGGUGGCCGUAGCUCAGCUGUGCCAGGGGCUGGGCUGGCACACCAUACACACCACGCCCUUCGACCUGCUGACCGACGUACUGCAGAGGUAUCUAGAGCACCUGGCUAGACACACUCAUCGCUACGCUGAACAGUAUGGCCGCACAGAUCCAACCCUGGAUGACGUGGGCCUGGCCUUCGCCCACAUGCACGUCCGCCUCAACGAGCUGGAGACCUACCUCAAGGAGGUGGAGCCCAUCCCGUUUGCCCACCCUCUGCCAUCCUUCCCUGUCGCCAAGAGGAACAACCUCCAGAUCCCCCAGCCGGGGAGCAGAGAUUGCCGGGAGAGGCUGGAGUACAUCCCGGAGCAUAUGCCGCCCCUGGUGGAUAUCGCCGGAGAGUUUGGUGAGGGCCUCGAUGCAAUGGACAUCUCUCAUUCAUCUCGGGCUUCUUUUGACGCCGACAGCUACGAGCCGCACACGCCACUCUUGAGCCCUACCUCCCCACGGGGUGAGAAACGCGAACUUCUGAGUCCCACCACGGACUACUUUGCCUUCAAGAGGCUUCGGAUGAUGGAGGACGGCACUCCCCGCGAGCUGACGGCUUUAUCGAUGGGGGUCAAUGGUGAGAUCACCCCAAAGAGAGAGGGAAGGCUCCCGGUCGCCACCACCCCUCCCCAGAAAACUCUUGUGGAACGUCGGAGUGGGGUGCCAGUCAUUCCGCUCUCGAGGACGGACUCAAAACCCGAUGGAUUGUUGACCAAAUUUUCUAAGUUGCCCCGCUCCAGCCCGGCCAUGGACCUCAAAGUCAUCAAGGGUAAAGGCAUCACUCCGCCGAAGCCAAAACCCAAAUCCCCAAAGCAUCUAUUCUUUUCGUCAGGAGGGACGCCGUCUGUUUUCCAGGUAAAGCCCAAGAGCCCCGCUGUGGUCAUCAUGGACAAAGUCAAAGAGUUAUUGCCUUCAGGAGGCAAGAAUAUCAAAGUGGUGGGACCAAAUAUCGGGACCUUGCUGAUUACAACGAAGAAGACUGUAGAAAUUCCCCCUGUCCCUUCUGCCAAGGACAUUGACGAUGACGAUAAGAGUCCCAGCCCUAAGAAGCCUUCCGCUUUAGACGUUUACGACUUUGAGGACGAGGACACUAAGCCCAGGACGUCCAAGACCUUUGACCCUUGCGGGGAGUUGCCAGACCCUUCCAAGGCUGUUCUGCCCUCGGCGACGCUGAUCAGGGAGGAGGAACAGGAAGUGGUGGCUAACGCUGCCAGCAUCGAGGAUACGAUCGAGUCGGUGAUCUCCAAGAUGGCCCGUGGCAGCACCUCCAAAUCAGCCAAGAAGAACGGCAAAGAUGGCGACCGAGAAAGGACCAAAGAAAAGGGAAAGGACAAAAGCAAGGACAAAGGCAAAGACAGGAGUGUCGAGAAGGGUAAAGGUGGACUCCUCGACAUGGCGAACAAGAGCAAUGCGGAGAAAUCCAGUAAAGGACACUCCUUACCCCCAAAGCUUCUGUUCAAGCAUGCUUGGCGGGAGAGCGAAGGAGCCAUCACCUCGGCCAUCAAAAUGGAUACGUCACCGGGACUUGCGCCUAAACUCGUCAUCAAGACCUCGGACCCAAAAGACAAGAGUAAGGACAAGAGAGACAAGCCCAAGAAGUUCGGAGACGAGAAGACAACAUCGGGGAAGGAGUCCAAGAAGGAGCGGUCUAAGCGGAAGAAGGAGCAGCUGAAAAAGGAAAAGCUGAAAAAGAAGAAAAUGGAAAAGAAGCGGCGGUUGCAAGAGCUGGCUGGCAAGACUGCCAGCUCCUCCAGCGGAGAGACACAAACAGACUCUUCUUUGAAACAGCCCAUCAUCGCCAAGCUGAACAUCAUCACCAAGAACCCCAAAUCCAUGAAGGUCCGAGUUGUUUCUCAAUCAGAGAGCCCCGCCAGCAGCCCUAGCCGGGACAAGCUGAGCUCCAAACAGAAGGACAAGACCCGCCUAAAGAAGAAGAAGAAAGAGAAGGAGCGCAAGGCGAAGAUCAAGGCGGCUAAAGACUCGCUUAAGAAAGCCAAACAGAAGGAGGGUAAGAAGAAUCCCGGAGAGAAGGAAGGAGAACAGAAUCCCUCGGAGGAACCACCUGAAAAAAUCGCAAAGCUGACUGUACCCAAACUGAUGCUCAAGAUUGGCUCAGCAUCUUCUAGUGGAGAGACUACAAAAAUAAUCAUCAAGAAACCUUCAGAGAAGCCCAAGCCGCUGCCACCAAGACCCCGCACUCCAUCCCCAUCAUCGUCUUCAACUUCUUCCUCUUCAUCAUCAUCCCCCUCGCCGUCACCUCGGCGAAAAUCGCCCUUCCCUCCACCACACUCCCCAUCCCCGUCAACUUCCCCGUCUCCCUCCCCCUCCCCAACUCCUGCCUCGCCUUUGCCUACGCCCGACCCUCCGCCGAAAAAGACGCCCGCUUCCAAGAGGGCUCCCCCUGUCAAGAAGUCAAUUCCAAAGAAGGUGCCCGCUGCCUCGCCCCCCAGCUCGCCCCCCUCGGUGCCCAAGUCGCCGCCACCACCCCAGCCCAAGUCACCCCCGCCACCCAAGGUACCUGUGGCCGUACCCCCAGUGAGGAAGGCAGCCUCCAAGGCCUUCUCGGCCAUCGCCAAUCCCACCAAGGUCUCCCAGCCGUUGUCGCCAGGAGCUGCUCAGUCCCAGGCUCCAUUCAAGGGUAUUUCUGUCCCGACCAAAGCUUCUCUGAAGGCCCCAGUGGAGAAGCCGCCGGCCAAGGGAAGCAAGGGACCCUCUACGCAAAAGGCACCAGGCACACCGCCCCCUAGUGGCGGAGUGACAGUCGGCGGAUCAGCGCAACGCAGCGUGAUUCUCGAGACGGUUGGAACUGUUGUGAGUGACACAGGAGAGAAGAUCUGGAUUUGUCCCACCUGCAAGUUGCCUGAUGACGGCAGUCCCAUGGUGGGCUGUGAUACUUGUGACGAUUGGUACCACUGGCCCUGUGUGGGCAUCAAAGAAGAACCGAAGGAGCCCGACUGGUACUGUCCACGAUGCCGGGUCCCUAAGAAGAAGAAAGGCAAAAAGAAAUCCAGAUAACCAACACGGUUUACUCGUAAACAACUACGCUUAUUGGACCCAACCCAUCAACACGAGUUUGCAGUAUUCACCACAGCUACUUUUGAGUAAUGGACCUUUUAGCAGAAUCUGGCACA
Molecule: messenger RNA, 3319 nt
Organism: Patiria miniata (bat star)
Lineage: Eukaryota; Metazoa; Echinodermata; Asteroidea; Valvatida; Asterinidae
Gene: taf3
Product: transcription initiation factor TFIID subunit 3-like
Exons: 9
Coding region: 132-3203 (1023 amino acids)
Cellular component (GO): transcription factor TFIID complex
Molecular function (GO): protein heterodimerization activity
Source: RefSeq, a predicted model, not a curated record